This is a messenger RNA of Anisakis simplex (herring worm), 2586 nucleotides long. The record is from the annotation of a GenBank genome assembly. Lineage: Eukaryota; Metazoa; Nematoda; Chromadorea; Rhabditida; Anisakidae.
AUGGACGAAGAGGAGCUGCUUUUUGAUUCAUCAUUGGCACCUGAUGUGAAAUUGGGCGAUCUGGAUGAGGCAGCAAUUUUGGACGAUAUUGAUGAGAAUAAGGAUGAUAACUUCAAUGAUAAUGAUGACGAGGACGUUGUACGAUCGGAGGGAAAUGGUGAUGGAACAAAGAAAGUGUCGACUUCGAAUAUUGAUUUGAUUGAUGAGAAUGAGGAGUUGGAUUAUGAUGAAGAGCCGAAUGAAGAUGCCACCGAGCAUGAUCGCGAUCGAGAUCAUGACCGGGACCACGACCACGAACGAUCUCAGCGACGUUCGAAAUUCACAUCUGAAAGAAUUUCAUCUUCGUUACGUCGAACGUCAGCCGUUUCAAAUAGUGGCUCAACGUUGAUAACAUCUGUGGGUCCAUCAAAAGAUCGGUCAAAAGUCGGCUCUCGUCGUGAAAAUGAAAAUUCUAAUUUAGUAACACCUUCUCUACCAACGACAACUCUUUCUGUUCCUGCAAGUGUUAUGAAUACACCCUCUUCAUUGCUAUCUCAGUCAACAUCUACUACAGUUUCAAAUCCAAGCGUUUAUUCGUCGAAUGCUCAACUGAACCAAUACAAAUCGUCAUCUCUAAGUCAGCCAAAAUCUCAGUCUAAAGUUCUUAUCAAUCCGCAUUAUAAAGGCAUCAUUAGACCGCGUUCUGAAUUGGCUAUCAACUGGAAUACAGCGAUUGGCGUGCGAAGCGUUACAAAUAUCGGUGUACCUCAGAUAAGACCGCCUUUUAUCACAACAAAUCCAUUAAUACCUAACGCCAAUAUUCAAAUACCACCACCUUCACUACCUUUUCUACCACUGUCAUCGUCAUCAUCCGCAACAGAUUUAACGCGUUUAGCACCCCCGUCGUCGUCGAUGGGAUGUGUUGUGUCGUCGUCCUCAAUUGUACAUAUAUCAGCAAACUACCCAACCCCUCCUCCUCUGACAUCGAUCUAUGGAGGAGCUGCUGCAAUUUAUUCAACGAAUCCACCACCAGCAAGUAUUCCUCCACCUCUUACUCAACUCCAACAAGCGCCAGGCGUAUCGGUAGCAUCAAGCAGUCAGCAGUGGGAUCAAAUGGUCGAAGGUUUCUUAAGGAGAACGACAAUAAGACGUCAUUCACGUUCAACUUCAUCACACUCCUCAUCAUCUUCGUACUCAUCUCGUUCAUCGUAUUCACGUUCUAGAUCUCGAUCGUACUCGUCGCGUUCUCGUUCAUCAACCUCGUCAGAAUCAUCAAGAUCUUCGAUUAGAUCACUACGUCAUGAGCAACGUUUCAAGUCCAAACAUUCUUCAUCUUCGAGAUACAAUGAUGCUAGAAUGCUAAGAAAUGGUAGUAAAAGUCGAAGGCGUUAUAUGGAUCGUCCAAGAGGAACUGCAGACAAUCGUGUUGAAUAUCGGGAUCGUGAUCGAAGAACUCGACCAUUAGAUUCGAAUCAACAAGAAAAAACGAUGGAGUGUGCGAAGGCGAUUGGUUUGGAUAGUGAUUAUUUGACGAAAUUGGAAGAGCAAAAGAAGAUGCGUGAAGAGAUUCUGCGGAAGAAAGAAGAACGUCGUGUUCAGAAUGUACAGUCUUCAUCGAAGCCGCCGAAAGAACCCGAACCUGACGACAAUGGUGAUGGUAACGAUGCACGUGCCAGUGGCAGUAUGCACUCUUCGAGACAUUUACCAGCACAACACAGAACAUCCACUAGAGAACAACAGCAACAACGAUUCGCUGAGAAGAGGAAUGUGUCAUCACGUGAACGUGAACGAAGUAACAGUGAACGGAUGACCGGUAUGAAUCGAAAUCGUCCAGUUCGUUCAAGAGCCGGAGGUCGGGACCAGUCGGGUAGUCCUCGAGAACGACCAACUGCAUCGUCGAGACUGAACCGGGGACGUCGUGAGCAGUCUCCGUCAACGUUUCGUCGAAGUGGAUCAUCGUCAACGAUGAAUCGAGAUGAUGAAAGAGGUAUGAGUAAGAUGUGUACACCCUCUUUCUCAGCAAGCAAUCAGCCAUCCAGUUCAUAUCAUCAAGAUCAAAAACAGUUGAGAGCGUCAUCGAGAUCGAUGAAUGCAAAUCAGAAACAAGAGCAAAAGCUUUCGGAAAGACCGAUUCUGAGAACGAGUGACAAAGGUGGAGAUGGAACUGCAGCAGCAGCAACACGAGCAGUUCCCUCAAACGGCGCGGUAUCAUCAAGAAGACACUCAGCGCUAAAGAACACACCGCAGCCCUCUUCAUCAACUCAGUCCAAAUCGCCAUCGGUGACAACACCAAACAAACUUCAACCGAAUGCAACUGCCAGCGCUAAAAGCGUUCAGCCACCACCGUCGAAAAAGAAGGCCUAUCUAGCGGUUGUUAUAAAAACAUCCAAUAGAACAUCACCAGAUAUGGAACGUAUGAAACUGAUUGCUGCAACUGUUGGCCCAACUAGAAAAGUGUGGCAAUCACAUGAUGACAGUGUUUCAUUAAUUUUUGAAUCGCAUGAUAAUGCUAAGAAAUUUAUGCUACAAUAUAACGGGAAAAUAAUGAACGGCGUACGUUUGUUCGUGAUGCUUGAAAAGGUGUUCGUUAAUUUGGCUGAACUUUAA